This is a messenger RNA of Liolophura sinensis, 4632 nucleotides long. RefSeq names its product transmembrane protein 117-like. The transcript is spliced from 5 exons. The record is from RefSeq and is a predicted model, not a curated record. Bases 4 to 1620 code for a protein of 538 amino acids. NCBI's taxonomy places the organism in Eukaryota, Metazoa, Mollusca, Polyplacophora, Chitonida, Chitonidae. Gene Ontology annotation, biological process: intrinsic apoptotic signaling pathway in response to endoplasmic reticulum stress.
GAUAUGGGAAAAACAAUCAAGGUGAAGAGUGAAGACCCAGCAGAGUCCAAGGCUCUGAAUGGUGAAAGUAGUAAACCCGAGAUAACCAAUGAGAAGCCAGAUAACAGUGGCACCAACGGGAAGGUGGAUGAGGUUGACAAUCUUGAAGUGGCAGAGGGAGGAAAAGAUGAGGUGGAUGCUGCCAGCAUUUACUCCAUCUACAUGGAACAUGAUGCCAGGUUCUUUUUCCAGCACCCUUACGCCAGACUUUUCAUUGCCUACUUCGUGACGUUCUGCAAUUUCCUGAUCUAUGCCGAGGAUCCAGUAGCACACAGCCACAAAGAGUGUAACAUCCCUGUCAUAGGCAACGAUUUUGCCUUCGUGGGAACCAGGUACCCGCCGAAUGCAUGGAGCUUGCUGAAGGUUGUGCUCUGGCUGCUAGGCACUCUUGUUGGGGCCGUUGUUGGCAAAUUUCUUUGUCACAGAUUGCUUUUUAACCGAGUGCUGAGACUGAAGAUGUUCCGUGACAACCAGGGCUCCUGGAUGAUUAUGUUCCUGACUACUAUUUUCUGCGUGUUUAUAUUUUCCUACAUCUACAAUGCCUUCCUGCUGAUUGGUGGAACAUCUACUGAGCCGUACACUAUAUCUGGUCUCAUGUCUGUCAGAAACUCUGUGUUCAUGAAGGCUGCUGCCGUGGGAACCUGGUGUGGAGAUUUCUUUACAGCCUGGAUGGUGACGGAUAUCAUGCUGCAAGAGAAGCUGUACCCUAACUGGGCUAAACGUGCCCGUCGCUGGUGGCAGGCAGGUUACCACAGGAUUGUUCUGUUCUGGGUUGUUGUUGUCCUGUCUUCAGCUAUUGUUAUCACCGUCAUCUGCACAGAUUGGAUCAGCUGGGACACUCUCAACAGGGACUUUCUUCACACUAACGAAGUCGGACGAGCAUUUCUGGCAGCGUUCAUUCUCGUCUGUGACCUGGUUAUUGUAAUGCAGGAUUGGGAUUUCCCACACUUUAUUAGCAACCUGGAUGUAAAGUUGCCAGGUUUGAACACAGCAGACUUUAAGUUUACCAUUCCCAGGUGUCUCAGGCGAAAGGAGUGGGUGAUCCAUAUCACAGGGAAGUGGUUUAACUAUGGCAUCCUCUUCAUUGUGAUUAUCCUGGACUUGAACAUGUGGAAGAAUCAGAUCAUGUAUGUCCCUGUGGAUUUCGCUCAGUACACUGACCCAGAAGGACGUAUCCACACUACAAACGACAUGAUGUCACUGCUUACUACCAACGCCACCAUCUUGUCAUACUCCUGGAGAAACUCUACGAUCAAUCCUGACACAAACGUGACCUACCUUGCCACAGAUACCAUCAUGAAUGCCAGAUACAAUGAUUACCCAUUUGUCUGGAAAGCUUUGGCCUUCAUUCCAAGCAUUGGCGUGUUUAUUUUGUUCGGAGUGCUCAUAUUCCUUUUUGGCCGUUUUAAACCCUCAGAAAGAGAUCGUUAUGCUGGCAGGUUAAAGAAGCGAAGAAAGAAGGGAAGAUUUUCCAUGAAGUUCUGGAAAUCUCGAAAAACGGCCAGUAAUGCAACAGAAACGGAAGUCACAGGUGAUAGAUUCCGCCAAAUUCCUGAAAACUCUUCUUCAGCAUACAUGUAGUCUGCAUUGUGUGCUAGUAUAAUUCAGGCUGGUGCAUUAAAUUUGUGGGGGACAAGCCAUUGAUGUACUUCCAUGGUUAUUGUCUUUCAUAGUAACAUAAAUAUGUAGAAUUUUUGUGGACCAUUUCAAUUUAACGUUAAGCUCAAAAUGAAAUGUUUUUGUACUUUUAUGUUGCCUUCAUUCACAUUCAUCAAUUCAAGGUUUACAAAACUUCUACAAAAUACAUCGAGUAUACUGGUAUAAUGUACAAUAACGAUUAAUAUAUUUGGACGGGGUGGGUAUUUUUUUCUCUUUUUUUAGGCUGGUUUCAUUUUUAUUGAAAAUCAGGCUUCAGGUGUACCAAAUUUCCUGAUUUCAUCACAUUUAUGAGAUAUGCCAGGCUACAAGUAGAAAAUGUUAUAUUUUGUAAUAGACAGCUGACCUGGAAAAUGUUUUAUUUUGUAAUAGACAGCUGACCUAUUUUUAUGGAAAAUUUAUUUCUUGUAAAACUGGGUAGAUUUAUAGCAGAUAGAUAAAUGUAUUUUACCAAGAGAUUAAUUAUAGUUAACUUGUGGUAUGUUGUAUUUUUGUUUUACGAAAUUCAGUAAAACUAAUACAGUAUAUAGUGAAUAUGAGAGACAUAUUGAAAUGAUAUAUUUCUUCUGCAUUAGAGAAUCUCUCCUCUACAUGUGUAAUAUGUUUGAAAUAGCCAACUUCAGGAUCCCAUCGAAACCAAUUCCCAACAUAUAAUAGUCACUUUUGUUGUGUCAGUCGUCAGUGUUCUUGUACCUGGCACAGCAGUGGUAUUUAUAACACAUGCAUAUACAUACAUACAUGUGCAAGUUAAAAUUUUACAUUUUUAUCACACUGCACAUAUGAAAUUCAUAUUGCAUGUAUUGAUAUUUGUUAUGUUUAUUGUUGGUCUGCAAUUAACACUUACCAGUAACCUGCAACAUCAGUGUGGAUCUGAAUGGGCAUUUCUGGUAGCUUACACAUAUAGGCCUGCCUCAUUUUUAAACGUGGUUGAUAUUGUAGUUGUUUAAAGGAGAGUUUUGCAUUCAGAAUGUCUAUAAAUAGUAGGUCACAAAUAAUCUAUAAUCUUUCUCCUGUUGAUAUUUAAGACAGUAGAUAUCUUCAUGGCAUUUAUAAAUGAAAGUACCUUUCCAGAGUAACUAGCUUAUACACCUGUAUUAAUGAAACAUGGCAGUGUAUUGUGAACGUCUCGUCCACGAAUAUCAAGGUCUUCUACACUGUAAAUGAACAUUUUAUCAUUUAGUAUUGAUAAAGAUUGUAAAACAAUGUUAUCUGCAAAGAUUCUGCAUAACUACACUGGUUACGUUCCUUAUACAUGUGCAACACAGCCAUAAGUCGUAUAAGUAGUUAUCUCCCUUAUUUCUAUGUUGAAUUCCCAGAUAGUUCCAGAAUUUGUCUACCAGAUUUUAGUUAAUAUAGAGUCGUAUUGAAAUGACAUGUUUAUACAUUAUAGAAUCUCUCUUCUGCAUAUGUGAAUCGGUGAAAUAUUUCACUGCAGCAUUUGCUUAUAUUGGUCACAUUGGGUUAAAACUUAAUUCAUUUUUUUGGGAAAUAUGGAAAAAUAUAAUAAUUGUUGUUUAAUUAUCUUGAUAAUAUCAUAAUCACGCCACACUUUUUAUUCUACUAUCCAGUUGUGAUGUUUCGAGUGCUUGUUACAGUGAAGAAACAAGACCUUUGAAAUGUUUGUGAUACGUUUCUCAUGUUCCGUAUUCAGAUUAUAUAUACAUUGGUGGUGAUGAAGUGUGCUUACAGUUUGGUAAUAUCUGUGAUAAACCCGACUAUAUCAGGAUGAUGUUCACAAGUUAAAAUGGUCUGUUACUUUAUUGAAAGAACAUUUGUUAAAAUUAAGAUAGUAUGAUAGUGCAAUGUCACUGUUAUUUUAUGGAAGGAACAUUUGUUCAACUUAUAACAGUGCAGAAAGGCAAUUUCAUUUUGUUUUAACGUUAAUCUGAUUGCUGUCUGCAUUAUAUAAAAGAUUCAUGAAGCUAAUUUGCAUCAUUGGAUUACGUAAAGUGAGGUUCCACCUGUCAGCAGAACUAUGUACAUAUACACUGUCAGCUGUCAAUCAGGAGAAACCAAGCUUGAUGGAUAUAUAAGGCACAUUUGCAUACGUCUUUUUGAUAUGUGGUAUAUGCGGUAAGUUGUAGAUACACGUUUCAUCUGUUUCUGUUGUAGUUUUACUGUGAGUUUGGUACAUUAUUUAUUUUAAAGCAUUACUCCCUUUGACUCAGCUCAUUGUACAUUGUUAAAUUUACCAGUUUAUUUUCAGCACUUGAAAGUAAAGCUGUAUUUAUUUUUAUAGUAGACUUUUAGGGCUUUAGUAUACUUGUUUUUGUUAGAAAAAGCAAGCAUUUUUUAAACAAAGCUUCUGGAGUGUGUUAAAUUACGUGUUCUAUUAGUUUGACUAUUCUGAUGAAAAUUUUUCACUUGGUUGAUGGAGAUACCAAAGGAGGAAUUGCUAAUAUUACUCCAGAAUGAGUAGAGAAGAAUUUUUCUCCAUUUUGUUAUGAUUGUAUAAUAAAUAUCUUAAUGUGUUAGUAAGAGAUUAUUCUUAUUAGUAACAAAAUAGAAGUUUGUAUUUUCCUUUGUAAUAUAUUUUAUUUUAAAGUGUUAAGCUAUGCACCAUAGAAGCCUCAUGAAGAAAAACGUACCUGUUAUAAGAGUUUCCUUUUAAGAAUCAAACCUGAAUAAAAUGUAUACUUUUUAUAUAAUUUGCUAAUAAAUAAAUAUAACCUAGUAACAAGAGAAAUAUGUGGUUGUUUAGUCUCUCAGCUUAAAUACAUGUAUCAUCGCACAGGGACAGUUGACAGUUGUACUACAUGUAGAUACUACUUCACUAAUACAUGACUUACACCGACAUUGUGUACGCGGGUAAAAUAGAGGUCAUGUCCAAAAUUCCAUAGCUUAUGGAAGAUUUAUUCUGGUACAUGUAUCGGGUUUAUACAUUGGCUGUUAAACCUGCUGGAAAUGCUGAAUUCUGCAAAAAGCUCAAUAAAGAAA